GAAUCCAAAUUCACAACUAGUAUCACUCAGGCGUAUAAAGUGACAACUUGCUCCUUGUUUUAAAAUUUAAAAAUUCGAACAGUUUCGAUCGAGUUACCUAUACUUGUGCUGCACUUUUUGUGAUCUGCUUAGAUAUGAUUUACAACGUCAAUUUUUUCGUUUUUGUACUGGUAGCAGUGAUGGCUUCCGCUGUCAUGGUCAACACGAUAUACAUCGAGGACCCAGUUGUCCCAGUUUAUAUAAAUGAUAAUCCCGUGUUUAACCACCCCUGUGUACAGCAAUGCGUAGUAACAGCCUUGUACGAUCCUUUUUGUGGCACUGAUUUGAAUGAUUAUGGUAACAAGGGAUGGUUGACCUGUUUCGAUAGCUGUUAUAUACCAAUUGAAAUGCUGUACGAUGGAACAUGCGAAGAAUACAAAGAAUCCCUUAUCACCAUCAACGUGUGACUGAUUGUUAAUGAGUUACUGGACGUUUUUAAUAAUUAAAUUGAAUUAAGUAGAUAUUAUACUUACCUACUAUCCGAAUUUUCGUGACUAAAAAUAAAUAGCUAUAUCUUUAUAUUA
Planococcus citri (citrus mealybug) is the source of this 563-nucleotide messenger RNA. RefSeq lists its product as uncharacterized. The transcript has 3 exons. The record is from RefSeq and is a predicted model, not a curated record. Gene Ontology annotation, molecular function: protein binding. The coding region runs from base 135 to 446 and encodes 103 amino acids. NCBI's taxonomy places the organism in Eukaryota, Metazoa, Arthropoda, Insecta, Hemiptera, Pseudococcidae.